UGUCUGUGAGCAAGCCUAUGCGAAUUGUGCUAGAUUGUGACGUCAGUGGGACAAAUUUACAUAAUAAUCUGCUUCUCCACUAACGACAGAGGAGAUAGGCUGGCCAAAGUUCCAGAGCGAAAGAACCACAUUUGACAGGCACUAGUAUGCCAAAGCCAAAAGAAGCCACAUAAACACGGAUCAUGUGGGACUACGAUGGCAGCGUGGCCUUCCUGGGGACGUGGGGUCGCUUCCAGCUGAUGGUUUUCUUCCUGCUCUGCUCCACCAUCUUGCCAAACGGGACAGGCUCCUUCUCGCUGGUUUUUAUUACCGACACGCCCCGGCACCGAUGCCGGAUCACAGAGGUCAACCUCAGCCAGGAGUGGCGAGAGGCAGCAGUCCCUCUGGAGGUUGUGGACGGGGAGCCGCAGCCGAGCCGCUGCCGCCGCUACCGACUGGACUUGCUCCGCAACCUCUCGGCCGGUGGGCUGCUCCCAGGCCUCGACGUGAACCUGAGUAGCCUGGAGCAGGAGGACUGCGUGGACGGGUGGGUUUAUGGCACUGAGGUCUACCAGUCCACCGUGGUCUCAGAGUUCGACUUGGUGUGCAGCCAGCGCUGGAAGCAGCCCUUCACCGCCACCAUUUUCUUCCUGGGGGUCCUGGUGGGAUCCUUUUUCUCAGGAGUGCUUGCUGACAGGUUUGGUCGUAAGGUGGUGCUUUUUUCCACCAUAAUGAUUCAGGCCGUGUUCACGUUGGUGCAGAUCGCUGCGCCAUCCUGGGAGGUGUUCUGCUUCUUUCUCUUCUGCAGCGGCCUUGGCAAUAUCUCCAACUACGUGUCCUGCUUUAUAUUGGGCACAGAAAUCCUCACGGGCAACGCUCGGGUGAUUUACUCAUCGGCUGCUGCAUCUCUGGGCUUCACCUUGGGCUACAUGAUGCUGCCGCUCUUCGCCUACUUCCUCCGGAGCUGGAAGACUCUGUUGCUGGCCAUUGGGCUGCCUGGCCUCUUCUACAUCCCCCUGUGGUGGGUCCUCCCAGAGUCUCCCAUGUGGCUGCUGUCUCAGGGCCGAGUGAUGGAGGCAGAGGCCAUCGUGAAAAAAGCUGCCAAGAUGAACCGACUGGUCGCACCAGAGAAGAUCUUUGGCGAUUUCGAGUUGAACGCAAAUGAGGAGAGUCCAGUGAAACGCUACACUAUUUUGGACCUGGUGACUAAAAGAAGCACGGCCAUGACGACCGUCCUCCUUUGCUGGGUGUGGUUCACGCUGAACAUCUGCUACUUCGGCCUGUCCCUGAACACGUCACACCUCCACGCGGAUCCAUACAUCAGCUGCUUCCUGUCCGCCGUGGUGGAAAUGCCGGCGUAUGUGAGUUGUAGCUUGGCCAUCCGGUACCUGCCGCGACGCCUCGCUGUGGUGGCUGCCUUCCUCACCAUGGGCCUGGCGUUGCUCUUCAUUCAGCUGGUGCCUCAGAGUAUUCUGGGUCUGGCCGUGGCCUUGGAGAUGUUGGGUAAGUUUGCCGCCACAGCUGGAACGUCACUGCUAUACGCCUUCACCGCUGAGCUGUACCCGACGGGCCUGAGGAACACAGCAUCCGGGACCUGCGUCAUGGUGUCGCGAACAGGAAGCUGCCUUGCGCCUUUUCUCAUACAGAUGAGUAAGCACUUUUCUGGGAAGGAGGUUGGUGGGGCCAAACAUAGUUUGACUUUGACUGUCGGUACCACACAGACAUCUACUUCAAGUAUCUGCCGUAUAUCACCUUGGGCACUCUGGCCAUGCUUUCUGUCUUGGCAACGCUCUUCCUGCCAGAGACGUUUAGGCGACCGCUUCCCGAGACCCUUGAACAGAUGCAAAAGAGGCAAAAACGUCCAAAUCCAUAAAUGUCUUUUAAAGACAACUGUAAAUAUUGUGAUCACACAGUGGCUUUUACCAACAAAUUGUAUAACUGGAUUGUGUAAUAUGUAACAACUUGUACAUUGAUGGUAUGCAUAUGCAAUAUUUUGUUUAUUUCUGCAUUCAUAGAAGAAUAAAAGACAAAACAUGU
Molecule: messenger RNA, 2016 nt
Organism: Phyllopteryx taeniolatus (common seadragon)
Lineage: Eukaryota; Metazoa; Chordata; Actinopteri; Syngnathiformes; Syngnathidae
Product: solute carrier family 22 member 4-like
Exons: 10
Coding region: 183-1937 (584 amino acids)
Biological process (GO): transmembrane transport
Cellular component (GO): membrane
Molecular function (GO): transmembrane transporter activity
Source: RefSeq, a predicted model, not a curated record